Nymphaea colorata (pocket water lily) is the source of this 1840-nucleotide messenger RNA. RefSeq names its product low-temperature-induced cysteine proteinase. Gene Ontology annotation, molecular function: cysteine-type endopeptidase activity. The transcript is spliced from 6 exons. Gene Ontology annotation, cellular component: lysosome. NCBI's taxonomy places the organism in Eukaryota, Viridiplantae, Streptophyta, Magnoliopsida, Nymphaeales, Nymphaeaceae. The record is from RefSeq and is a predicted model, not a curated record. Bases 21 to 1382 code for a protein of 453 amino acids.
CUUCCGCAAGCUCAUCUGAAAUGGCAAGCUCCCCUGCUUCCUUCUCCGCCCUCUUCUCCCUAUCAUUAUUAUUAUUCACCACCACCACCACCACCCUUCUUCUCCCGACCUCCUCAGCUUCUUCUUCUUCUUCCUCCUCCUCCUCCUCUUCUUCUGCAUCUCUCUUUUCUCCACUGUUCGAGUCCUGGUGUGAUCGCCAUGGUAGGGUCUACAACAGUCACGAGGAGAAGCUCCACAGGUUCAGAGUUUUUCAGGACAAUCUCGCCUUCAUCACCAACCACAAUCGAAACUCUAAUUCAUCCUACACCCUCGGCCUCAAUCAAUUUGCCGAUCUCACAAGCGCCGAGUUCCGGGCGUCCCGCCUCGGCCUCGCUCCCUCCAUCGCCUCCGUGACCAGGCGACCCUCGACUGAAGUUCUCUUCGAUGGUGCUGUUGGCGGCGAUAUCCCGGCUUCGGUCGAUUGGCGCAAGGAGGGCGCCGUUACCCCCGUCAAAGACCAGGGGAGCUGCGGUGAUUGUUGGGCAUUCUCAGCUACUGGUGCCAUAGAAGGUAUAAACAAGAUUGUCACAGGAAGUUUGAUCAGUCUCUCUGAGCAAGAGCUCUGUGAUUGUGACGGUUCUUAUAAUAGUGGUUGUAACGGAGGACUUAUGGACUAUGCAUUCAAGUGGAUUAUACAGAAUCAAGGCCUAGAUACUGAGGCAGAUUAUCCAUAUAAAGGAGUGCAAUCAACAUGCCGUCGAGAAAAGCUAAACCAGCGUGUUGUUACGAUUGAUAGCUAUUCUGAUAUUCCAGCAAGCAAUGAGAAACUUUUACUUCAGGCUGUUGCAAAACAACCUGUUAGCGUUGGUAUAUGUGGAAGUGAGCGAGCUUUCCAAUUAUACUCGAAGGGCAUUUUUAGCGGGCCAUGCUCUACUUCUUUAGAUCAUGCGGUGCUUGUUGUUGGAUAUGGUUCAGAAAAUGGUAAAGAUUACUGGAUAGUUAAAAACUCAUGGGGAGCAAGUUGGGGUAUGAGUGGCUAUAUUCAUAUGCUUCGUACUAGUGGGGACCCGCAAGGAGUUUGUGGCAUAAACAUGCUAGCUUCAUAUCCCAUUAAGACUGGCUUGAAUCCUCCUCCGCCUACACCAGAGCCAGUUAAAUGUGACACUUUUAGUCGCUGCCCUGCUGGAAGUACCUGCUGCUGUACCCGUCAUCUUUUCCGAAUCUGCAUUUCAUGGAGUUGUUGCAAUCUGCCGUCUGCUGUGUGUUGUAAAGAUCAUCGUUAUUGCUGCCCAUAUGAUUAUCCCAUCUGUGAUUCAGUGUCAAAGAAAUGUUUAAGGGGAAAUGGAAAUUCAACAGGAAUAGAAAUGUCGGAAAAGCAAUCUUCUUAUAGUGUAUCCUUCUAGCUUCUCUGCAUAGCAACUGACUGGUACUGACGUUUGGAUCCAGAUGAUGGUCAAGAACCAAUCCCCUGCAUGAGUCUUUAAUUUGAUGAACUUGAUAAGGAUGCAACAUAGUUCUUUUGGUGGCUGAUCCUAUUUCUAAGAUCAUCUCUUGGUUUUACAACUUUCUGCUGUCAGAUCAGAAUUCAGAGUGCACGAGCUUUCUCCAAAUCUAUUCAUGGUUAUCACUUAUAGUUUGUGAAGGAUGGUCAACAAAUUCAUAGGUGUGGUUGUUGUAAUUUGUGUAAUGCUGUAGCUUAUAAGAUUUUGUCAUCCUAUAAAUCUAUUUUUGUCAUUGAACUUGUGCCCUUCAUCACAAAAAGGGGAAAACAAAGAACUGAAAUGCAUGUGAAACAAACUUAAUCUUUUAUUCAUAUAUGAUUUAUCUGGCUCUUAAGAGGGGUGUUUGUGCUAUUCUUACA